AUGCAUGAUCUAGUUCAGGUCCCGGUGGAUGGUCCUGUUGGUGGUAAGUGGAAGUCGAAGUGGUUCCUUAAUGGUGGUAUACACGCAGAGGGAUUGUUGGUGCGUGGACGAGAAAUGAAGAUUAGGGAUCUGGAGGUGCAAACUUACUUGUUUGUGUUGUUGGGAUCCACACUUUUUGUGGAUAAGAGUCGCGAUCGCCUCCGUCCUGCGAUCAAUGUAUUUUUGAAGGACCAGCGACGAGUGGCCGGUUACGCCUGGGGAGCUGCUGCACUCGCCUAUCUCUACAAACAGCUAGGGAUGGCCACACGAGUGGGGAGUAAGAGUAUUUGUGGUUGUUUGACUCUGCUUCAGGCUUGGAUAUAUGAGUACUUUCCACUCUUCCGUCCGAGCCAGAUUCUCCAUGCUCCAUAUGCUCCUCGUGCUUCCUCGUGGGUGUGUCACCGCUUUGUAGGUGGUGAUGAUGCUAGACAGCGCUUGGUACGGUAUCGACAAAUGUUGGAUGAGAUGUCAGGGGAGGAUGUGUCUUGGACUCCUUACGGGCGAGAUGCUGGCACGGAGGUACUACGCUCUUUGUAUACUGGUGUCAUUCGCUUUGCUGACGUUGCUGAGGGUUAUGAUCCUGCACGGUGUCGCCGACAGUUUGGGUACCGACAGACUAUCCCCCGUACGAUGAUGGUUCCCAAGGAUGUGUACCGCCCAGCUUCUUGUAGCACCUACAUCGUUUUCUGGGAGGGUAGCAUGGAUCAGUUAUGGGGCAACUUGCCGUCUCAUUUUCUACACAUAGCGAUUGAUUCUGACUUGUGCGAGUAUCCAUCUGAGGCCGAUGAGGAUUACAUGGAUUGGUAUCAGACUCGAUCGCACCCACGGAUCAUCAAUCCGGACUCUGGUGGAGUGUCUCUAUAG
Linum tenue is the source of this 903-nucleotide messenger RNA. NCBI's taxonomy places the organism in Eukaryota, Viridiplantae, Streptophyta, Magnoliopsida, Malpighiales, Linaceae. The record is from the annotation of a GenBank genome assembly.